AUGGAACUAACCUCCCUGAGUCGACAACAGAAUGUAAGGACCAAUAGUCAACUCGCUGGUUUGAAUCCUUUUAUAGAUGAAAAGGGAAUACUAAGAGUGGGCGGUCGUCUCAAACAUUCUGAAAUGGCUUAUGAUAUGAAACAUCCUAUUAUUCUACCGAAAAAUCACUCCUUCACUACAAUAAUCAUCAACCAAGUGCACCUACUUAACCUACAUUCAAGCUUGUCGGUUACUAUGACCCUUCUUAGACAGAGAUAUUGGAUCAUACAUGACUGGAGCUCUGUCAAAAGAGUGAUACAUAACUGUAUUAAAUGUUAUCGAUUUAGAAAAGCAGCAUGUCACCAACUAAUGUCAAAUCUACCUACAUCCAGAAUUACACGAGCAACUGCCUUUGAAAAAGUUGGAGCUGACUUUGCCGGCCCAUUUAAUAUCAAAUCCAAACUUCGCUGUCGCACCUUCACAAAAUCAUACCUAACGCUGUUCAUUUGUUUGACUACUAAGGCAGUACAUUUGGAAAAGGUAGAUGAAUUGAGUACUGAAGAUUUUAUUGCUACAUUAAGACUACCAGCUAUCAUCAGUAGCGAUAACGGAACAAACUUUACUGGUACGAAGAACAAAUUGUGUGAGCUAUACAAACUAAUUCAGCAACUUGAUCAUCAAAACUCUGUUACAUUAUUCUGUCAGUCAAAGGAAAUUCAUUCCACCUGCUUCGCCUCAUCAUGGAGGGUUGUGGGAAUCGAAUAUAAAGUCUACCAAGGGUAUUCUGAAUAA
This is a messenger RNA of Macrosiphum euphorbiae (potato aphid), 771 nucleotides long. The record is from the annotation of a GenBank genome assembly. Lineage: Eukaryota; Metazoa; Arthropoda; Insecta; Hemiptera; Aphididae.